Messenger RNA from Gambusia affinis (western mosquitofish), 11810 nucleotides. Its product is annotated as PH and SEC7 domain-containing protein 1-like. The record is from RefSeq and is a predicted model, not a curated record. Gene Ontology annotation, biological process: regulation of ARF protein signal transduction. The transcript has 17 exons. The coding region runs from base 1447 to 6150 and encodes 1567 amino acids. Gene Ontology annotation, molecular function: phospholipid binding; protein binding; guanyl-nucleotide exchange factor activity. NCBI's taxonomy places the organism in Eukaryota, Metazoa, Chordata, Actinopteri, Cyprinodontiformes, Poeciliidae.
AUGCUUCUAUUCAGCUUUUACUUUGAAGGCGACUGGUGUCGUUUCCCUGAUUGGGCAGCUACAUUAGCCCAGCAGAACGUUGUGCUAAAAGGAGAGACUAAUACAGAAUGUAGACAUUUUUAAUAAUGAUAAUAAUUAUAAUUUCUAAUAAUAACUUCUUCUGGGACUUCCGGUUAUGACGUUUCAGUGAGAAGGUGCAUGUGCGUUUGGUUCGCUGAGAAAUCCUUAAAUUAAUCCGUAAUUAAGAUCAAUAUUCACAAUUUCGCUCGUUGACGGUAACGGAAAACGGUUAGUGGGGAUCAUGCCACCGAAAAAUGCCAAAGUUGUCCAACAACCAACUAAAGCGGCUCCGCGAGAGAAUGCGGCUAAUGUAGCUCAUGCUAACGAGACAGCACCGGCUAACUCGACAGAGGCUCAAGAAGCUCCGACCAACCAAGAUAUUCUCAGAGCAAUUAACUUGCUGAAGGAAGAUAUGAACAGACAAUCUGCCGAUAUGAUGAAAACAAUUCAGGAUAUUAAAGGGGAUAUACAAUCGCUCACUGAGAGAACUGGGGAAACAGAAGUGCGAAUUUCGCAAGUAGAGGAUGACCUUACUUCCCUUCAAAGCGGAGUUAGAGGGGUGCUUUGUGAUGGAGUUGAGAAGCAAGAAGACAGGAGCAGACGCUCCAACCUGAGACUGAUCGGGCUGCCUGAAAAAUCCGAGGGAGCGGAUCUGUGUGGCUUUCUGGAGACAUGACUUCGAGAGACACUAGGUGAGGACUUCUCCUCCCGAUGCGUGGAGAGAGCUCACAGAAUAGGGCCCCUCAGCUCUAAAACUGCGGCUUCAAGAGUUGUUAUAAUGAAAUUUCUGAGCCAUAGAGACCGGGAUAUAACUCUGAAAGCCGCCAGGAAAAUGAAGGAAGAGUUCAAUGAGAAUCACCGUGUCCCUUUUUUUCCCCUGAUUUUUCGGCCGAGACUCGCAAGCUGCAGAGGCGCUUUGACGGGGUGAAAGCUCGGCUUCGAGCCCUUAAAGUCCGGUAUGGUAUUUUGUACCCAGCUCAUCUGAUCAUCACACACAAUGACAAGCGACGGAUCUUCAAGUCAGUGGAAGAAACCGAGAAAUACAUUGAUGGAAUAAGCCCACAGGCAGAGAAUAACUCCAGGCCAUAAUGUGUGCCCAUCGCUUCCCUUCAGCAAUGGAUACAAAUGGAACAAACUGCAGUGGACAAUAUUGUAUGAGGAGUUGGGAGCUCUUGCCGGAAUACCCUGGGCAUGUUUUUGCUCUGUGUCUCUAUUUUACACGCAGACAAUCUGGGAGGCAGAAGAAAGAUUGUCUAAAAAUAAACCACCAGCGGCAGAAAAACCUAAUUUCAACCCAACAGGGAGGGGGAAAAGACCUCUCUUUCACCCUGUCUGAGUCUUUCUCCGCUCCGUUUCUGCGUCCUCAUUAAGAGCUGAGGGGAGGUCAUGUCCCAGUCUGGAAAAGUUCUUCAUCUUUAUGUGGAAGUGAGAUCUGCCCCAGAUCAGGCCAGGGAGAGUGACGAAGGGAUUGCUCAGAGGAUUCCAGUUGAGGACAGUCCUGCCGAGCUCCUCUCCCAGCUAACGAGCCAGACGGCCGCUGGAAGGACCGCCACAAGUCCCCAACGCGUUCUGGACCAGAAUCACAGUCAAUCUCCAUCUCAACACACUGUCAACUUUCAGCUCCAAACAUCCAGCAGCUCACCUUCAGUCACCAAGCGCUGGAGCUCUCCCCUACACUCAUCCCCCUUCUCUAGAAGAGUCGGCCGCCCUCUCACUCCUCCUGAUGGCCAACGAUCUGUGGUCAGCUUCAGUUACGUCGAAAAGUCCAACGUGAAGACGUUGGACAGUUCAUGCAACUCCAUGUGCGAGAGACGAACGAGAGAUGAGCGGUCCAUACCAUCUCGCUUUGAGAAGCAUCUCAGUGACCAAGUGUGGUUUGAUAGUCCCAGUUCAUCGUGCAGCUCAAGCCCCAAACUGAGUUUCCAAUCUCCAGAGAGUCACCAGCAGUCCUUCUCCCCGGGUCUUCGACAGCCACGUUUGGAUCCGAUUGGCAGAGCAGCUACACAAAGGGCUGUGGAAGAGUUCGGUUCACCCUUACAGAGGAUAAAACUGGCCCACGCACUCAACCUCGAAGCCUCCUCACGUUACAGUCAACAGCAGCGCUGCCAGUCCUGGGCUGGGUCUCCAGUCCAGCAUCAGAACAUCAGAGUAAAUCCCAAAGAGCUCACAGAUAACAGUCAGGCUAUUCAUGGGUUGAGAAACAUCAGAUCAGACCAGUCCGGAAAGGUAUCAGAGUUCAGGUCCUCUGCCGACCUUCGUUGUCCUCUUCAGAGUUCAACAGAGGAUGGGAAGAUGGCACAAAGUCCAGCUACCAAAAAACCCAAGAAAACUUCUCUGCAGGAAUUAAUCUUUCAACCAGGUAAUAACGGAGUCGAAGGUUUGAACCAGUUGAGCGGCAGCAAACCUUCGACUCCAGCUCACAGUCCCGAAGUCGCCCGCAGGCUAGCAGAGGAAGCUUCCAGAGUAUCUUCAAUGUUGACGGAGGCCAGGAGAUCCUCAUCGCACAACCAUUCUUCAGGCAUGAGCAGCUCAAACUCUGGAGAGUCCUCUCCAAACGCACAGCACUUUAAGCCAAUGCUAAAGAUGAACAUCCCUUUAAAUGAUCAACACAUGCCAGCAAAUGAAAACACAGACUCUCACCAGCCGGAAAGCUCCAACUCUUCUCAUGGCACACGUCAGGAGGACUGCUUUCAGGAAGCCCAGCAUCAGACCUCAGUCUUAUCAGCACAGCAGAGCUCCCCCGCACUCCCCUCUCGAGUCCUCCGUCCCUCUCAUCCGCCCACUGAGAUCAGCUCUCCCAUCAGAGACCCAAGGCUUCUCCAAGCUGAGCUCCGAGCACCAGAAAGCCCCACCCUGCAUCGCUGCCAGCCUCCCCAGUACACCGGGGACUCCUGGUCCCCAAGCCUGGACAGGACAGGAGACCUGAGCUGUUUUGAGAAAGGGGACUGCACAGAGCUCUCACGCAGGCUCUUCAUCAACCAAAGCGUUGAAGAGGGGCCAGUCAGCUGGACGUCCAGGCAGCAGUGGAGGAACCAGCUGGAGAACGAGUCUGGGUUUGAGUCCAGCAGUCACCAGCAAACCAGCCAACUGAGGCGGCCACUCAGCCCCACGGCCCAGCAGAAACGGGCCGAGCAGAGGAGGAGGGAGAUUCUUUUGCUUGGGCCUGUGGCACUGGACUCCGAAGAAGAGGAUGAGAGCUGUGAGGACGAAGGGCACGGCGAAGAGGCGGACGGAGGCGAUCCCAGAAGGACAGGAGAAUCUCCAGAGGGGGAGCAGAACGGAGUGAUGACGGGUUCUUCCUCUCGGAGCUCCAGCGGCGUGACAGGGAGCUUCGGGGACAGAGACUGUUUGUCCCCAGAGUCCAGUCAGUCCAGUCACCAGAGCAACGAGACCGGUGUUGCCACCUCAGGAAUACAGACGGACAGUGGAAGUGCAGCUCCUGUUCCUUCUCUGCACUGUCAGAAGAUUGCUCGAGCCAAAUGGGAGUUCCUGUUCGGGACCUCUGCAGAGGAAACUACUGGCAAAAGGAAUAAAAAUUCCCUGGAGGCCUCCACAGCGCCCCCCAGUGGUAACUCCAGCGAGUCUCCCACCCCGACUCCUCCAUCCUCCCUUCCUCUGCUGUCGGCCAAUCACGACGUUCAGCACGUGGAGGUCGAGCUGGUGACUCCUCCCCCUGCCGCCAUCGGGACGUCCCCCAAAACGGGCAUCAUUCGCCGGACGCUGAAGUAUUCCGAAACGGACCUGGAUGCCGUCCCGCUCCGCUGCUACCGCGAGACGGACAUCGACGAGGUUUUGCUGGCGGAGCAGGACGACGCCGACUCCGCCUUCGGCAGCAACCGCAGCGUGCAGGGCACUUCUGGGGCGGGGAGCAGCCCUCUGAGGGGGCUGGCCUAUAGGAGGACAGGUGGGGAGGAGGAAGAGGGGAGUGAGGAUGAAGAAGAGAAGGAUGAGGAAGAGGAGGAAGAGGAAAUGGUGAGCUGGGCGAGCGUGAGGAUGCAAGGCGACAGCAGGAAGCAGCGGUAUGCUGCUGAAGAGGACCCACAGGUGUUUGGACAUCAUCUGACGAGACCAAUGGAAACGUUUUUCGACAACCACAAUCCGGCCCUCAAGUCCCCCAUCCUGGUCUCCGGUCCCCGCUGCGCCGCUGAGGACACGUUCAGCAGCCAUUUUGAGAGCAUCAUGGAGUCCCACCGGGCCAAAGGGACGUCCUACCACAGCCUCGACAGCGAGGAGCUGCUGACCUCCAGCGCCCAAACUGUUCUGAGCUUCGAUCUGCCCACGCUGACGCCCGCCAUCCACGGGCCGGUGUGCCAGAGCGCCCAUCAGAUUGUGCAGCUCAGCUUCGCCCCGUUGGCACACCACGAGAGGCCCAGUCUGUCCGAUUCUAUCUUUACGGUGACGGGGGACUCGGACGCCACGCGGGCCCCCUCCAGUGAGAGGCUGAGCAGCGGCUCGGAUGAUGUGAUGCCAAGAGGGCGAGAGUGUGCACAGCUGGGGAGCAGCUGGUACAUCAACCCGUCUUUCUCUUUGUCCAGCAGGGAGAAGGCCCGUCUGGCGACGGACUCCGAGCUGGGCCACGACCUCAGUGACCGGCUGGGUCUGGGCAGCAGCGACACCCUCACCAACGGCAGUCACCGUGGCGACGUGGCAGCCGCCAAACGACUCGCCAAGCGUCUCUUUCACUUGGAUGGAUUCAGGAAGUCGGACGUGUCGCGCAACCUCAGCAAGAACAAUGACUUCAGCCGCAUGGUUGCAGAAGAGUAUCUAAGUUUCUUCAGUUUUACCGGCCUCACCCUUGACCAAGCGCUGCGGACUUUCCUCAGGCAGUUUGCUCUGAUGGGGGAGACUCAGGAGAGGGAGAGGGUCCUGUCACACUUUUCCAGACGCUACUUGGAGUGCAACCCAAAGGUCCUGCCAUCUGAGGAUGCAGCUCAUACGCUCACCUGUGCCCUGAUGCUGCUGAACACCGACCUUCACGGUCAGAACAUUGGCAAGAGGAUGUCAUGCACACAGUUUAUUGGCAAUCUGGAAGGACUGAACGGUGGCCAGGAUUUCCCCAAAGACCUGCUCAAAGCUCUCUACAACUCAAUCAAGAAUCGGAAGCUGCAGUGGACGCAAGAUGAGGAAGAGCUGCGGAAGUCAUUUUCAGAGCUUGGCGACAACCCCCUGGACUCCGACGCCUCCAGGCCCAUGAAGAGGGUGGGCAGCAGCAGGAAGCCCCUGUCGGACAGGACGGAGCCAACGGGAAUGCUGCUGUACAAGAACGGAUUCCUGGUGCGGAAAGUCCAUGCUGACUCAGACGGAAAGAGAACACCGAGAGGGAAGAGAGGCUGGAAGACUUUCUACGCCAUCCUGAAAGGGCUAAUUCUGUAUCUACAAAAAGGCGAGUACCGGCCCGAUAAGCAGCUGUCGGAUGAAGACCUGAAGAACGCCGUGUCCAUCCAUCAUUCUCUGGCAAUGAAGGCGUCAGACUACAGCAAGAGACCCAAUGUCUUCUACCUGCGGACGGCUGACUGGAGGGUUUAUCUCUUCCAGGCACCGAACGCUGAGCAGAUGCAGUCCUGGAUCACGCGUAUCAACACGGUGGCCGCCAUGUUCUCAUCUCCUCCCUUCCCAGCAGCCAUCGGCUCCCAGAAGAAGUUCAGCCGACCGCUGCUGCCAGGAACCAUGUCCAAACUGUCCGAGGAGGAGCAGAUCAGAUCCCAUGAAGCUCGGAUCAGAGCCGUCUCCACUGAUCUCGCUGAGCUGAGGUCUUUUCCUCCGGACCGCAAGGUCAGAGGCCGGGAGCUGGAAGAGUACCGCCUGCGAGACGAGUAUCUGGACUUUGAGAAAACUCGGUAUGGGACAUACGUCAUGCUGCUGCGGGCCAAGAUCCGAAGCGGCGAGGAGGACCUGUCUGUAUUCGAGUCGCUGCUCCUGGAGGACAGCAGCCUGCAGAGGGCGCACUCCAGCCCCACGCUGCAGGACAGCAGCCUGGCCAGCCAGGCCAGCAGCAGCAGGGGCACCAGCAGCAAAGCCAGCGCCUGCAGCAGCAGCAGACCUCGACAGGAAGGACAGAGGAACAGCUACAGACAGGCUGUCAAGAAGUGAAGCGUGGCGGGGGCGCCGGGAGCGGCAUGAUGUCGCUCUCCCACCGGCAGGCUGUCUCCCAGCGAAGGCUUUUAUUUGAGAUCCAGGAGGGUUCGGAGCUCUGCUUGAAGGGGGAGCAGGGGUGAGGGUCUUACCCCACGCCUUCCCGCUACCAUGACGCCCCACCCGGCACCCCAGUCUUCUCGUGUGGCCGAGGAGGUGCAGAUCCAGCGAGGAUGUUGGUGCAGGAGGUGGGGGGAACAGCUGUGAGGUCAGAGAGGAGGAGGUGUCUUUCAGGACAGGCGCUGGAUGCAGCAGCAGCAAACGGCACAGUUCCUUAAAAAGGAUGCUUCCAGAUCAAAUGGGACACCACAGGGACCUACAUUCAGCAUCCUUUCCUUUCUCCCCUCCCCUUUCUUCUUUCAGGGCACCUCUCCAGCCACAUCCUCACAACUUUUUCCAUCACCCUUCAACUCUGUUAGGGACCAAACAUGUUUACACACUUUGAACUGUCAUCUCAUUAUAGAUGACUCGAGAUUUGGUUUUUAGUCGUACCGCUACUCCUACGUGAAGCGCUGUAAUAGACUUUUAAAGCAUCACUACGUUUUUUUUGGAGCCUCUACAUUCCAGCUCCUUUCGUCCCGUAUAUCCUCACGACGCGUUCACAUUCCACACACACACACACGAGUUGGGAAUCACAGCUUUUAGCUCCAGUAAGGACGGCGUGAAGUUCAAUCAGCAUUGCUGCAGAGAAACGCCGUGACGAGACAAUCGCGGCUGCUCGUUUUUUUUUCUUUCUGGACAGCUAGAGCCGACGUCCGCAGAAGUUCUCGGUGCGAUGCAGCUACAAAACUGCAUCUCAAGCAAAGAGAGAGGGUUUUUUUCACUUUGCUUGAACAUAUUUUUUCUCCUGUUUGCUUUUGCUUAUGUCCAGUGAUGUGCUUCAGUUUUCUUUCUUGGGUGAAUGUUUUUGUUUCGUUUUUCCUGCUGUGAUACGCAUGCCUGCAUCCAGCACAGCUUCUCUUAGGGCUUUUACUACUUACACAUAAAAAAAAAACAAAAAAAAAAAAAAAAAACUGAGAGUCAGCGUUUCUCCCUGGGGCUGUUCAGUCAUUCUCCUGCCUGUGCCAUAGCCAACACGUGUAACCUCCUGUCUGUACCGCUCAUUUCCAGGCCGACACUCACCGGGCAGACCCUGAAUGUUGAUAUUUUUAAGGUAUUUUUCAGUCACCUGUUGUUGUUGUUGACCCCCACUCCCUUCAGUGUACGAGCAUACGAUCAAAUACGAUAAAGGAAACUUGCUAUUCAGGACGUGUUGUACAGUAUAUAAUGCGCCUGCUUAUAUUGUAGGAUAUAUGACGGUAUAUUUGCAAUAUAUUCAGUACACUAUUGUGAAGAUGCAUUAGGAGCAAACACAGAAAACGUCUUGCUAAUCCCAAAAAGGGCUGAAUGAUAAUCAUGUGAUUUUAUUAUUGUUAUUAUUAUUAUUACAAAGUAUUUAGAAAGGUUAUUUUUGACAGGUUACUCUAAUUUAGUCGGUUGCAUUAGAAAGCUUUCCAACGCUGAAACCUAUUAGCAUGAUUUUACUUGGAUUGGGGCUGAAGAUGUUGUGAAAGAUGCAUGAAGAGAGCAAGGAACAAUAAAAAUAAAAAAUUAUAGAAGAGGAAACAAAGGAACUUUGGAAUUUGUUAAGAGUAGAGUAGCUUGGGUAUUUUUAGUAGCCAUAAACACCUCAUAGCAUGCAGGUGUAUAUCACAGAAGUUAAAUAUCAUUGAAAAGUUUGUUGUUUUUUCUCCAGCAAUUCAAUUCACAAAGUGAAACUCUUAUAGAUUUAUUAUAAGCAGUCAUAUAUUUACAAUUUGGUGAUUUUGGGUUACAUUCAAUGACAAAAUUAACAUUCCUAUUUCCAUAAGGGAAAGUUGAGUGGAAGGAUGAAGUGUGGUAGAGAAUGAUUCUUAAUCUUCUUUCUUUCUAUUUUUUUUUAUUAUACACAAAUCUUAGUCUUUUGUAAAGUGUGUACACUUAGGCAGCGUUAGAGCUAACCCUCUCAUGGGGUCAGAGCAGCACAGCCGUUGACUCAGCUUUUGCUACCUUUGGCAUUGUGGUGAGGUGCUUAGUCUGACUAGAAAAUAAACUCAGCAUCUCCAGAAAGAAAAACAUGAAACAUUAGUGCAUGAAGCAAUCUGAAAUUCCCUGGAUGACAUAGCUGACGUUAGGCUUGAGAAAAUACAGUGGACCAGCAGCAGUCGAUGUCAAGGUUUUCCAAAUUAUCACUGGCCUUUGAAACUUCACACUGGACCUCGAACAACGUGGAUUCAGUGGUUCUCUAAUCUUAUUUCAACCUCUGUGCCCAUGAUUUAAAAAUACAAACUAUAUUUCGCUAAAGGUUGGUUUUUCAUUUGGAAGUCACUCUGCUAACCUCCGACCUUUGUUCUUAUUAGUUCAGGUCAGAAACUUCUCCCCUGCUUUAGGACAGACGUAACAUAAGAAAUGAGACAUUAAUGUAGAGUUUCCUGGAUAUAUCUGUGUAGAAGUACUAACUUCUUGUUGCAAGUUUUUCCUUCCACUCAACUUUCUAUCAAUGUUUUUUGUAACUUAAACCCCUUGUGGAGGAUCUCUGCUGAGUCUUCUCCAUGAUUGUGUCAACCAUAACAUAACAUUUGUGUUUUAGAAAUCCUUUAUUAAUGUAAAAUCUAUUUAUUUUGAAGAGACUGAAUUUUGAGUUAAGCCACAAUCAUCAAAAUUACCAGAAGAAGAUCUGUCCAAUAUGAGUUUAACUUUACAGUUGAGUUUCUGAAAUAAAUGAACUUUUUGAUGGUAUUCUGACUUGUUGAGAUACAGCUGUAGUAUUGAUGCACAGCCAUUUUCUACUCAGGCUUUUUGAGCAGCUGCAGUGCCAGCGUCCAACCAGCAGGGAGAGCUGUCAGCAUUCACUUGUAAUUCCUCUUUCAGCCAUAACCACACCUGCUGCACCUGCAGUGAAUAUGCACAGCAUCUCCCACUCACCUGGGGAAGUGGAUGGGGACCGCAGGGCUACGCAACACACCGGACCUGUUUGUGUUAACCGUUUGUGAGCCGCAGUGCAUGCUGGGACGGUGCUGGACGCUCCGAGGAGCUUCAAGACUCUUUGGUUUUGUUCGUCCAGCUUCCGUCCAGCAUCAGUUCCCAUAGAGCAUGAGUUAUAUCAGUGUGUACAGUUUCUAAAGCGAAUGAUUUAGUAUUCAGGCCUCAGCGCUGCACCGUGUUAAUGCGUCAGUCACGUUUCUGUUGCAGUGUGCGGCCUUUUCCUCACCUGUAAACUUUAAGCAACAAUUCAAACAUUUGCAAGUUUUGCUUUGGAGGGUUUAUAUCUUCUUUGCCUUGAGUGGCAUAAAACGAGCUCUUUUGUUUUGGAGCUGAUUGUCAGAAAAGACUGAAGGACUUUUUGUGAUGGCUGUUUUUCUCGUACGGUUGUGUGAACCUGAAAGGUGAGGAAAUAUUUGUAGAAAAGGUUCUUGAAUAAUAAUCCAUCUACACGUCACGUCUGUCGUUUCAGCAGCUCACUUGAUAAUUCGAAAAGGUUUUUUUUGGCCUCUUGUUGCAAAAACCAUCAUCCAGUUGAUUAACUCUGCAAUUAAACUGUUGAAAAUAUAUAUAUAAAAAAAUACUAAUUUACAAUACAAUUAUAAUCUAGCAAUGCAGCUGCAGUUCAUUUCUGCUCUUUAAAUUGUGCGUUAUUAUUAAGAUUUUGUUAACUGCUAAUGAUCAUCAGUGGACUUUCAUCUAAAAUGUUUGGGUUCCAAACAGCUGCAGAAAGAGAUAAAGUUUAAAUAUGUUGCUAAAAAAUCUAAAUUUUAUUCUGUUUUAUAUUUAAUAAGCUAAUAAUCCUAUUGUUACACAUUUAACUGGUUUCUGGAGAUUUACUCAGUUUGAGAACCACUGCCUUUUUCUGCUUUUCAUUUUUAUGUUUGACGUAAAUGAAUGCGUUUGGUGGUUAAAAGCUUGACUUACAUUUUUGUGCUGCAUCUGCUUAAUGUCCAAUAUCAGAUUAAGUUUUUAUUUAUUGUUUAAAUCCUCUUUAAUUACUGAAAACACUAUGAUCUACAGUGCCUUGCAAAAACUAUUCAUACCCCUUGAAUUUUUUCCUGUUUUGUGACAUUUCUGCCACAAACUUAAAUGUGUUUUAUUGGGAUUUUGUGUGAGAGAUCAACACAAAGUAGUGCAUAGUUGUAAAAUUGAAGGAAAACAUAUAUAUAUAUAUAUAUAUAUAUAUAUAUAUAUAUAUAUAUAUAUAUAUAUAUAUAUAAGCACUGAUUAGCUCCAUUUGGCGUGACGUAAUCUAAAUAUAAAUUUUACCGGCUCUUUUACCAGCUCAGAAACAUAGCAGACAGUUGAGAGAGUUAUGGAAAUGUGCAAAGCUGGUUUAGAAAAUAAAAUGUCAGAUCGCUGACAAAAAUUCAUUUUCUUGGCUUUCAAGCAAAGUCAAGUUUAUUUGUAUAACGAGACAGUUCAAAGUGCUUUACACAAUAAAACUGUAAUAACCGUUUAUGAAGCAAUCAACAAACAUUACAUUUUGUCUAAUGCCAUCAUAAAAUAUAUUGAUUAAUAUGUUAAUCAAUUUCCCAGUGGUUUUUAAUCAAAGGCACCUGUAAACAAGUGAAUUUUUAGCCUUAAUCUAAAGUAGCGAAAUUUUUCGGCUGUUUUGCAGGUUUCCAGAAGUUUGUUCCAGGCUGCUGCUUCUUUGUGUUUGGUUCUGACAGAAAAGCUCAAUAAAAACACACAACGUUGUUGUGGUUGCAACAUGCUGAAAUGUGAAAAGUUUCGAAGCAAGGGACUGUAACUUUAAAGAAUAAAUAUCUUUUCCUCAAGGAUCAAAUCCUUAUUAGACGUGAUGACUGGAACAUUACGUUUGGCAUAUCUGAGCUUGUCCUGCGGUUGCAUUUGAUCAGAAUUAAUUAGAACCAUUUUAGCUGUCAGUUCUUCCUCCAAAUAUGUGGCUAAACUCUCAAACAACCCAAAUGUCAACCAUCUUCAUCUUAUCCGAUCCUUGAAAAGAGGCAAUGAUUUAUUGAAUCUGCAUACGUCUGUUUGAAUACACAGAGCAAUCGGUAAAAAACAAUAAUGACAGUUUGUUCUGAUACAUUAAGUGUUUUUAAGUGAAUUUAACAAAACAGCAAUGAAUGAAACGGAGAUCAGCUGCUGUAAAUGGUUUGUAAAGUUAAAGUUGUAGGAUUUGUCUCUAUUAAAGCAGCAAUGCACGCCUGAGUGAACUGUCCUAUAAAUGUUUCCAUCACUCAUCAUCAUUUCUGAAUGUAAAUAAAGCAUGAGAUCUUACGGCCUGCUUUUGUUUAUAUUAGAACAUUAAAUGAAGGGUUCAUAUAUUAAGUAGGUCACCAUGAUUUACUGUUUUCAAGCUCAUGCCCACCUUUAUUUAUUUUUUUCUAUCGACAAAGGAAAUGGCUAUAUUUAUUGCUGUUCAACGCUGUCGUGUUUUAGAGGCUCAGAAAAAUCUUUUACAUGUGAAGUUCUGAUUCGUCUCAGUGUGUUUUUAGACUGGUGCAGGUAAGACGAUGUUCUUUUGAUGCUAAAACAGUGAGCUACAUGUGUCACUGCCUUGUUCAGUCUCACCAAGGAAAUGUUGUUUGUGAGCUUCUCAGUUUUGGGAAUUCUAGAGGAUAAAAAUAAAAGUGUUUGUAAAGGUU